This is a messenger RNA of Zootermopsis nevadensis, 2773 nucleotides long. The record is from RefSeq and is a predicted model, not a curated record. Lineage: Eukaryota; Metazoa; Arthropoda; Insecta; Blattodea; Termopsidae.
UUCUUCAGUGCAACACUAAAUGGACCUCAAUUAAUGUUGUUUGUUAUCCUAUAAUUUCUCAAAAACCAAAGUUUGACAUAGAAUAACCAAUUACAAAGAAUUGUUAACAUAAAAGUCUCAGUUCUCCGUUCACAAAAAUGAUGCGACUGUGUUUUGUCACAUUUAUGUUCUUGGUCCAUCAAAUAACUGCAGAAGAUGGAUGCGCAUCUGUCUGUACAUGCUCAGACAAUGUUGCCAACUGCAGCUACGUUGAGAUUGGGUCAAUACCCCACAGAGACGUUUUCAACAAUAAUCUCAAAAUGCUGGACCUGACUGGAAACUUUAUAGAACAUCUGACAGAUAACGCCCUUGUAGAUUAUGAGGGCCUUCAAAAUCUAAGCUUCCGAAACAAUUAUAUACGCGAUGUAAAUCGUCUGGCGUUUGCUGGAUUGUAUUCGAGUCUCGUGCACUUGGACCUCACGGGAAACAAGAUACAAACAAUCUUCGACGACACCUUCAAACGCAUCCCGGAACUGAAAACACUGCUCCUAUCCAACAACAGUGUUGCAACCCUUGAAAGAAACUCAUUCGGUGAUCCAGAGCAUUUGCAGUAUCUCGACCUCUCACUUAAUUACCUCUCAAUCAUUUUAGACGGAACAUUUGAUAGGAAUCAGGAACUACAGUUCUUGUCUUUAAGACACAACGAAAUUCAAAGCGUCGGAGAGCCAACGUUUAAAAUGCUACAUAAUUUGAGGCAUCUCGACCUGUCACACAACAAAAUCAGUUCCGUGCAACCAGAAGCCUUCCGUUCACUCAGUCAGUUGGAAUGGUUCAGUUUAUCACACAACAGAAUAAAAGAAUUCUACGACAAUGCUUUCGAAAGCCUGGGGAGGGUCAAAUAUUUUGAUCUGUCUCAAAAUGAGAUAAGGGUAAUCAACCCAUUGUGUUUUGCAAACUGCAGCAGUCUUGAAACUCUGUCAAUUGCACAUAAUAACAUAGGGAGAAUUCGUGAACAAGGUCUGUACGGACUGUUCAGUCUGAGGCAUUUCGAUCUAUCGCACAACAGACUCGCUCACCUCAGUCCAGACGUCUUUAUAAGCGGCGAUCUUCCGCCAGCGAACAAUCACGGCGGUACAGUCUGCUCAGAAUAUAAUUCACUCAGCUACAGUCUGAUCGUCUUGAAACUGGACAACAACGGAAUAAGUUCUCUGGACAAAUGUGUGUUUGUACCGACACGCGGUCUUCAAGAGAUCGGCCUGGGAGCAAACAAUUUAAGUGCGCUGGACCACAGAACUUUCCUUCCGUUAAGAGAUCUCACCAACCUGGACUUAAGCUUCAACAGACUCAGCGAAGUGGACGAUCUGGCAGCAGAAUGGAUGCUGCGGUCAGCAACUGCUGUUAAUCUCACAGGAAAUCCUUGGGACUGCACUUGUGGCGUGCUCUACAGUGCUUAUAAAGUACUACGCGCCGACAAAGAGAGAAAUAUCACUCUAGUCUGCGAACGCCCUGAAGAAGGCAGAGGAGAACCGUGGAAUGUCCUAGAAGAAAUAUGCGAACGAACAACAACGGAGGACAUCGCACGAACCUCAAAUUUUUCUGCGACAUACGAAGUAACGGGAACCGAAAUUUUAACCACGGCCGCCAUUUUGGUAAUUAAGGGCGGGUUUAAUCAUAAUUCUUCCUCAAAAGUAUCGUCCAUUAGGCCUUCUGCAAUAUUCGUCAUAUGCUUUGCCGUAGCAGUGUUUGUUGUCAUAAUAGCCGCGCUCAUAAUCACAAGAAAAAUUAAGAAACAAAACCUGAAUCACUUGUGGUGGGAGGACCAGGUCAAGAGGAGACAGCUCUUGUCGGAAUGAUCCUGAGUGGUCACAAAACCAAGUGGUAACUAUACGUGCCAAUUCCAUUAACACUCGAUGAUCCUGUGUUUUGCUGACACCCUGUUGUGUGUUUCGUAUGAUUUUUGUUAUAAACAGCGAUUAUUUUCUUAAACAGCGUUAACCAGUUGAUCUUUGUAACGGUGAAGGGGUGUGUUUUCUUUGCGGUACGGACUCGAUUCUUAAAUUUUAUAUUGGUGCUUCGAAGGGCUAAUGCCAAAGACCAUUGCGUUCAUAAACUCUAUGUGAAUUUCAAAGAAAUCAGAUGGAAUGGUCGUUGUCUAUUUCAAUAUAUUAUAUUUGAAUGGAAUGACUGAGGAAGACUACGAAAUACUUCAGUAAUGACGGCUCGUGAAUAACGUACCACUGUGGUAGCCUGCGAACGUCAGCAGCGAGGAAAUACUGUCAAGUAAGGAUCUGGAAGGACAUUACGGCACACGACAGGGAGACAUUUUUUGAAGUAAAAACUUUCCAGACGGGUUUAUUUUCUAGGGGUGAGUCCGUGCGAAGAACGGUACAGCGAUUUUCUAAAAUCUGCGUAGACUGCUCAUUCAUGAGUCAGUGAAUUUGAAUUUCUGUACACACGGAAAAAACUGGUUUCACCACGACGAGAUCAGAGAUUUCUAACGGCGUCUAAUGGCGACCUCACGUAUUUCCACCGCGGUGCGUCUCCGUGUGACAUUUUCUUAUAUCUUAAAUAUAUAAUUGAUUUACUACGAAUUAGUAGUGUUUUGACAGCAGGCCAAGACUCGAGCGCUCUCUCCACACUGAGUGUCCUUCAAACUUUCACCUUUCUAGCAAGACUAAUUAUAUACACAGGUCCUUGAACACGCGCCCUCGCUCAGUAUGCACCUCUGAAACGUCGGUAAACUUGUACAACGGAGCUACAACCGUGAAGUCAUCUGCAAUGUUUUAUCUGAAAA